Messenger RNA from Chironomus riparius, 1623 nucleotides. The record is from the annotation of a GenBank genome assembly. Lineage: Eukaryota; Metazoa; Arthropoda; Insecta; Diptera; Chironomidae.
GUCAAAUAAAAGAAAAACAUUAGCAGAAAAAGUGUCACGAAAUAAAUUUUUGUGGAAUCAAUUUUAAAAUGAAGGAAUCCAGAAGCAAUUAAUUAAGUUAUUUCUAUUGAUAUCAAUUUUAUAAAAUCUGAGCAAUGAUACAGACGAGGAUAAGCUUACUAAGGAAUAAGUUUUUCUUUUUACUUGGCAUCAUUAUUUUACUUUCAAUAUUCUUUAUUGCUUUAACUAAUUUCCAAACACACGAAAAUGAUUUAAUACAAAAGAUUGAGAAACUUGAACUGCAAAAUGAGGCAGUGAACAAACAAGUUGAAGUUGAGAAAGAACAACAACAUCAAAGAAUAUUAGCUGAGAGACAAUUGUAUGAGAAAACGAAGAAGGAAUUGAAUCAAAAAUUAAGGGAACAAAAGGAAAUAUCUGAUAAGGAAAUCCAUCAAUCUCAACUUCGUUUUAAUUCAUUACAGCAACAAUAUAAGAUUUUGGUGACUAAACAUGAUGAUCUUGAUCAGCAUUGCACGCAAGUCCAAAAAGAUUUAUCAACUGAAAAUGAUGAGUUAAAGAGGAAACUUGAUCAUAUUCAGGCUCAAAACUCGAAAAUACAGACAUCAAAAGAUAAUGACAUCACAGUUUGGAAGAUGAAGUAUGAGAACGAAAAGAGUGAAAAGGAGAAGCUUCAAGGGCUAUUGAAUAGUAAUAAUGGAAACAAUGCAAAUAGUGUGGCAUCAGAGAAUGCUGACGAGCAUCAAGAGCUCAUAAAAUUAAAGUAUAAGAAUUAUCAACUCGAACAAGAGAUUAAAGAUUUAAAGAAGAAACUUCAUAUCAAUAAUGAGAACAAUGAGGAGCAUAGACAAGUUCCUGCACCUGAGAUUAAUAAUAAAGCCAUAGAUAAAAGUUUUCAAGAGCAAAUUCCAAUAAUUCCUGAGCAGAUUGUCGAUAGUAAGAAUGUCCUACAACAGCCAGCACUAUUAAAUGGAAAAUCAACGACAACGACAACACCUACAUCAAUCAUAAAUAAUAAUAGCAAUAAGAAAUUAGUCAUUCCUAAUAAGUUAACAUCAUCGACUGCUGCAAGUACAACAAAAUCGUCGAGAAAGCUUCCCAAAUUUGUCUUACCCAUACCUGACAUUAAGAAUGACGAUAGUGAGGUAGCAAAGGAACCAGUUAAAGAGGAUAAAAAGCAAAUUCUCGACGAAACAUUAAAUAAGCCACAAAACGAGGACAUUAAUGAUAUUGAGAAUGGCGCAAACGAGAUCAACGACAAUGACUUUAAUAUCGAAGAAAAGAAUCAAAGGAAUUUUGAUAAUAUGGAUCCAGAUAAGAAUAUGGUGAAUAAUGCAGCUGAGGAGUUUGAUGUACAUAAACCAGCUGAAAAGAAGUCACUAGGCAAUGAAGAAAUGGAUUUAGAAAUUAUCAAUCGACCUCCAAAUAACGGAAAUGUUAAGGAUAAAUUAAAGGACGAAAUAGCUAAUGAUCAUGGAAAGGAAGAAGCAUAUGCAGAAGAGGACUUACAUUUAGAACAACAAGACGAAGAUUUAGGUGAUAUUGGUGAAUAUGAUGAUCCAAAUGCACUAAAGAAUCAAGGUGUAGCGGAACGAAAUUAAAUUUCUAAUGUGAUCUCAAUCACCA